AUGGUAGAGCAGCUGGGGUGCGUGGACGCCAUGGCGCGCCACCCUCCUCCGCACCGCCCGCCCGCUGCAUCUGCGGCCGUGCACGCUCGCCAUGCCCGCCCGCCACAGCCGCGGCCCUGCUACGAGAGGGGAAAGGGGAGAAGGGAGGCGCCGCCGCCGCACGUGGUCCCGUGUGUCGCCGUGGCAGGGAAGGGGGCGAUGAGGGCUGAGCGCCGCCGUCCGCCGGCCGCACCGAGAAGGGCCGAGCUCAAGGCAGCCGGAGGUAUGGAGGGAGGGAGACAGCACCGGGCAGCGCACCGUGCCCGCAGAGCUCUGCCCGCCACGCCCACGAUGCGCACCGCCACCACUGCGGCCCGCCGCGCGUCUGCCAUGGCAGCCGCACGCGCCCAUUGCAUCCGCGGCCCUGCGCGCUCCGAUGUGCCCGCAGCAGCUAUGCCCCGCGCCCUGACGUGCCACGGCGAGAGGGGAAAGGAGCGGGGGAAGGGAGGCGCCGGAGGCAGGCCGCGGCACCAAGUGCGGAGCCGGGGCACCGUGGCAAGGGCGGAGGCAGAGCACGGUGGAGGGGUACAGAGCGUCGUCGCCGUCGCUCUGCCCUCCCCCGCUCUCACCCUCCGCCGCUUGCGCCCGGAUGCCGCGGAGGAGGAGGACGGCCAACGCGAGAGGGCCGCCGGGGAGGAUGAGCGCGGGGAGGAGACCUGCCGCCGGGGAGGUGGCCGGUCGGCGCGGGAGAGCCGCUGA
Messenger RNA from Panicum virgatum (switchgrass), 738 nucleotides. RefSeq names its product armadillo repeat-containing X-linked protein 2-like. Bases 1 to 738 code for a protein of 245 amino acids. The record is from RefSeq and is a predicted model, not a curated record. NCBI's taxonomy places the organism in Eukaryota, Viridiplantae, Streptophyta, Magnoliopsida, Poales, Poaceae. The transcript has a single exon.